AAUAGCAAUUAAUAAGCUUUCGAUAAUAUAAUUUGCGAUUAAUCAAAAAGCUACACCGUUUGAACGAAUGAUUCGUUUGCCCGUAACAAAUUACAAUUACUGAUAAUAUUGUUUUUCUCCUGUGUGUAAAUGCUAUGUGACAGCACGUGUGAGACGAAGGAACGGAUUAUUGCGUAAUUGAUAGAAGAUACAGAUAUCAUGACAACUUUAGAUCCGAGUGACAUAAAAGUUCUGAAAAGAGAGCUUCACAUUCCAACUCUUGAUGAAGUGAAAAAUGUGUUCAUAACUGCUUUGAAAGAAAAUUUUGCCGAGGCUGAAGUUGAAGUUGUUGAUUGUCCAGAUUUGACAGAAGAGCCUUUCACCUUGGCCUCGCAAGGUUUGGGUGGUAGAUUAAAUAUUGUUGAAGUUGGUGGACCACCUUAUCUUCUUCCUAAAGUUAACAAGACUAAAGUCUAUGAUAUUCAACCUCUACUCAAGCAGUUUAAGUAUGGAGAUAGAGCAUUUAUUGCUGGUGCAGGUGCUGGACCUUGGCCUUACUUGAACUGUAAUAGUGAGUUGAUGAUGAAUGUCAUGAUUGACUGUGCUAAAAUUAAGAAUGGUACACGAGUUGCUUCAGUAAACAAGAAAGAUCAAACUUGUGUCCUGGGAACAUUGAAAGGAAAUGAAACCAGAUUUGCUCUUCUUGCAAAUUUGUUUAUGUGUGAAGGUAUUCCUGGUAAAGUUUUAAAAGUAUAUGCCAAAAAAAGAAUUGGCAAGAAAGACUUUAUCUCUACUAUGCAGGAAGCUUUAGCAGAGCAUUACCAAGAUAAACUUGUUGGUUUGGGAGGAACUUUUCUGAUAAAAGAAGGCAAAGCCAGACAACAUGUAAUGCCAAACUUUUCUGAUAAACCAUUGAACAGUGUAAAAGAAUUAGACAAUUGGCUACAAUUUUAUGAAAUGUCUGCACCACUUGUUGCAGUUGGUACUUUUGUCUCUGCAGAAACGGAUUUAGAUUUGAGAGUACAACACUUUCACAGCUUUUCUCAUCAUGGUGAAGGUGGACACUAUCAUAUUGAUACAACACCAGAUGACGUCGAAUAUCUAGGCUACUUUAACCUUGGUGAAUCCUUGUACAGAGUAGAUCAACCACCUAACACACUCCAGUUUGGAAAAGACUAAGCACCUUGUAUUAUUAAUAUGUUAAGUUUUUUAAAUUUUAUCUCAUAAAUAAUUAUAAAUGGUUCAGGUGAUUAGGUGAUACAAAUCUAAAGUGCCUAAAAUGUCAUUCCAUACACAAGAAUUCUAGAAAAACUGUGAUUAUACCAGUCUGAGGUGUUAUAUAACGCCAAUGUUUGCAACCAAACGGAAAAUAAAAUUUCUUAU
Phymastichus coffea is the source of this 1362-nucleotide messenger RNA. Its product is annotated as ester hydrolase C11orf54 homolog. Gene Ontology annotation, cellular component: nucleus. The record is from RefSeq and is a predicted model, not a curated record. The transcript has 7 exons. NCBI's taxonomy places the organism in Eukaryota, Metazoa, Arthropoda, Insecta, Hymenoptera, Eulophidae. Gene Ontology annotation, molecular function: zinc ion binding; hydrolase activity, acting on ester bonds. The coding region runs from base 199 to 1158 and encodes 319 amino acids.